AUGAUCCGCAUCAAGACAGGCAAGAAGCCCCGCGCGAAGAAGGUGAAGGGCCUGAAGGGGAUUGGCGCCCGCGGCGCGGCAAAGGGUGCCCCGCAGCAGCGGGGCGCCCGUGCCGCCCCUGGCCAGAGGGGUGCUGCCCAGCGUGGCGGCGCGCAGAAGGGCAACGCCCGCAGGCCCCAGCAGAAGCAGCCGCAGCAGCGCGGUGCCCGUCCUGCCCGGAAUGAAGAGGGCGGUCGCCCUCAGCGCGGUAGCAAGAAUGCGCCUCAGUCUCGCCAGCAGCAGGGCAGGAACGCGCCUACUCGCAAGUAG
This is a messenger RNA of Trypanosoma conorhini, 309 nucleotides long. RefSeq names its product 40S ribosomal protein S21. The record is from RefSeq and is a predicted model, not a curated record. Bases 1 to 309 code for a protein of 102 amino acids. Lineage: Eukaryota; Euglenozoa; Kinetoplastea; Trypanosomatida; Trypanosomatidae. The transcript has a single exon.